CCGCCUUCGCUGGAUGCAGCAGCGGCAAUUUUCGAGACACCUUUCGCAAACUCUCUUAUUUCCCUGGCUUCUACCUAUGUUUGUUUGCAGCUCUUAAUGCGGACAAUUAUCCGCUCGGUGCCGGGCCUCCUGCGUUUCUGCGCCUGUGCCCUCGUCCUCUACUUUGCCUUUGUUCUCUGCGCCUGGGUCAUCAUUGGACCCUACCACGUCAAAUUCCGCACCUUCAUGUCCACCCUGGAGUGCCUCUUCAGCCUCAUCAACGGAGACGACAUGUAUGUGACCUUCUCGGUGAUCGGCGCCAACCAGGGCCUCGGCAUCUUCCUCUUCAGUCGCCUCUUCCUCUACAUCUUCAUCACCCUCUUCAUCUACGUGGUCCUCAACAUCUUUGUCACCAUCAUCUUUGAGGCCUACGAAGAGGUGAAGGUGAGUGCGAUCCCCGUUGCCCGUUUUCUAUUCACUCAUAGGCUAACAACCUGUAAGAACUAUGUUUCUCUAUGCUGUGCUGGUUUUCGUCACCUGAAUAUACGCCCCCGAGGUCAGAAGUUAUGUCAAAGGACAGUCAGAUAA
This is a messenger RNA of Dibothriocephalus latus, 567 nucleotides long. The record is from the annotation of a GenBank genome assembly. NCBI's taxonomy places the organism in Eukaryota, Metazoa, Platyhelminthes, Cestoda, Diphyllobothriidea, Diphyllobothriidae.